AGACAAGAUUGGCAGUGCUGGAAAGAGAGGGAGAGGGAGAGAGAGAGAGAGAGAGAGAGAGAGAGAGAGAGAGAGAGAGGGAGAGAGAGAGAGAGGGAGAUAGAAAGAGAGAGAAAGAAGGAGAGAGAGAGAGAGAGAGAGAGAGCGAGAGAGAGAGAGAUAGAGAGAGAGAGAAAGGAGGGAGAGAGAGAGAGAAAGAGAGAGAGAGAGAGAGGGAGAGAGAGAGAGAGAGCGAGAGUGAGAGAGAGAGAGAGAGGGAGAGAGAGAGAGAGAGAGAGAGAGAGAGAGAGAGAGAGAGAGAGAGAGAGAGAGAGAGAGAGAGAGAGAGAGAGAGAGAGAGAGAGAGAGUGUAAGGAAAUUCCCUUUUCCUUAC
Messenger RNA from Closterium sp. NIES-67, 373 nucleotides. NCBI's taxonomy places the organism in Eukaryota, Viridiplantae, Streptophyta, Zygnematophyceae, Desmidiales, Closteriaceae. The record is from the annotation of a GenBank genome assembly.